AUUUGUUGACGGUUGCUAUGUUUUUGAACCAUUUCACAUGUAAACAAUGAAUUGUGAUGAAGUUUCGUUUUCAUGAAAAGAAAAGUCUGAAAUCUGGUUUUGGUGCUUAUAGUCUUUUUCAGAUUUGUAUAUGAAUUUUAAUUAUAGUUUGUUAGUUUGACAGUGUGUGUUUGUAAUGUAUUGAGAUUGGAAAUGUUUACAAUAGGUUAUAAUUCGUCGAAAUUUUAUUCUGAUGUUAUCAACAUUUGUAUGUUUCUACUGCGAUCCUUUCAAUAAUCUCAAAACUGAUAUUAUUCUUUUUUAAUAAAUUUCUUGAAAUGGGUAUAUACCAUCAGAGAAUAAAUCAGUUUUUACUCUCCUUGUAAUACAUAUCCUGAAUGAAUAUCUCGCAGCAGAGAAUAAAUCGGAUUGCUUUAAUUAAAGUAAAUUAACGUACUAUGUUAUAAGAUAUAUUUUAAUCUAGAAGUAGCAAACUUGAAGUAGAAGCGAAGAAGUUAAUCACUUGAAAUGUCGAAUGUUGAAGUUCUUAUAUUGGUUAGAUGAAUGCAGGUGGUGCAACAGAUGUGACUGCAUCGAGUGGCAGAAUUUAGGAGCGGCAAAAAAUUUUAGAAUUAAUUGAAGCAUUGAGCAACAAAAUUUAAUGAUGGCAAAUUUCUUAGAAUUUAGAACAUGCACUGGCCAGUAGGAUUUAGAAGCAGCAAAAUUUUUAGUAUUAAUGGAAGCACUGGACAACAGGACUUGCAAAGAUUGCUGUGGGUGGUAAAAUGUGAAGGAUUUGUCCAAAAAUGCGAAUAUGACAGAAAAGCAAAAGAAUCUCUUUGAAGAUUUGGGAAAACCUACAUUACGAGGUGUAAGAAAAUGCCCCAAAUGUGGCACUUAUAAUGGCACUAGAGGACUGUCAUGUAAAAAUAAAGCUUGCAAGCUUAUUUUCAAAGUUGUUAAAGAAAAGAUUAAGACAAGUUCUGCUACAGAUGCUGUAAAAAUAAAUAAUAACUCAAAUUUACAGAUUUAUUCUGUCAAAUUCCAAGACUCCAGUGAUGACCUUCGUUGCUUUGUGCACCUUCCUAUUAUUGAGGGCAUAGAAGCAUUGCAAGAUGCUUCAGAAAUUACAGUAAUUAAGAGAAGUGCAGCAAUAUGUUAUGCAAAAAGUUGCAGAAAACCUCUUGAUGAUAUGUGUACUAUAACAUUAAACUUAAAUCCCUGUGCACAUGCUGAUUUGGUUGUGAAUUGUGUUGCUCAUGCUGAACCAUUAAAUUUGAAGAAAAUUAUUCUAAAUGUCUUGCCUAUUUCUCAUGAGGUACAAGAAGAGAUCUGGUGCUUAGCUUCAAAAUCUGAUGAGUAUCUUAUUCAGAGAGUAACAAAAAGUACAUUCGCUAUAAGAUGUAACCCAGAUGAUCAACAUCCUUUAGGCUUCCUUCACUUUUCUGUUUUUGAACCUGGUAAAAAUUCUCGAAAGUAUAGAAUUCUAUGCGAAUGCCAAAGUGAGAUUACCAAACCUUUUGUGCCAAAAGAAAAGAAUAUAUGCAUUCAUUUUUAUAUAUGCAUAUGUGCUUUUGCAAGUGAAGCAAGACUUUUGGAAGAAUUUAAACCCUUAGUUCAGUCUGUUCUUUCUUCAGGCAUAUCAACAGGUCCUAUUGGCAUGAGUGAAAACAAAGCUGAAUUGAAAAAUUUAAGAGAUAUUUUUCUUGAUGGUGAUGGUUUAUCUCCCUCUCCUCCAAAAAGGAAAAAGAAUGAAUCAAAAUAUGCAGGCACAUUAUAUCUGCUUCAAGAAAAUACUACUAAAUCAAUUAGAUCGCAGAAGAAACUGAAUAGUAAUACCAACAAAAAACAGACAUUGGUUCCAAAUGAUAUGCUGGAAUCUAUCAGUUUUGAACAGUGGCUUGCAAGUGUCACUGAGAGAAUAAACCAGACCAUGCAUUACCAAUUCACUGGUUCUCCAGAGCCUUUAGUAUUUCACGUUCCUCAAAAAUUUUUUGAUAUUUUACAACAGAGGAUAUCAGCUGGUUCAAAGAAAAAACGCCUUCCUAACACUGUUGUAGCUUUCAGCAGAAAAGAUAGUUUGCCAUUAGGAAUAUUUUCGAAGUACACUUGGCACAUAACUAACAUUCUUCAUGUAAAGCAAAUAUUUGACACCCCAAUAAUGCCUCUGGAAAUCACUAGAAGCUUUAUAGAAAAUAGAGAUGGUACAUUUUCACCAUGCGAACCACCACUUCAGAAUGAAAAAGAUGAUGUGACAGAAAACUUUAGAAAAAAAAAUAACUUACUAAUUAAACCAUUUGAGUUGAAAACAUUUUUAAAAGUGGGAAAUAUGACUUUGGAUCAGAAAUUGCCAACUCCAUUUAUAGUUGAAUGGAUACCAGAUGUUCUACCUAAAACUCAUGUGGGAGAAUUAAGAAUAAAGUUUGAAUAUGGACAUCAGAGAAAUGGCAUUAUAGGAAAUCCAUUUAGUACACACGUGCAAUCACAGCCUAAAAGUACUUGCAUUUAAAUUUCAGUAAAUUUUAACUAUUUUCUUCUUAUAUACAAUUAUAAAAAAACUAUUUUUAAACUUAUGCUAAUUGUCAUUUGAGCAUAAUAUAUGAAACAAAACCCUAUGUAAUAUAUGCAUGUUAGCUUUGUUUUUUUUUAUUUUAUAUAAAAUUUAUUAAUUAUUAAAAACUAUACAUAUUUUAUUGAAUUGUCUUCCUUAAUUAUAGGGCAAGUUUAACAUUUAAAUGGUGGUAAUAGUUUAUUGUUUUGCAAAAUAUGAUAAAAUAUACAGAAGCUAUAUAAUUAGUAGAUUAAAAGGCUUUUAUUAAUUAAGUCAUACUUAAGUGAAAUAAUGAAAUCAGUUUUUAUGUGGAAAAUGUACAUACGUAUUCCUGGCCAUUAAAUACAAUGAGACGA
Molecule: messenger RNA, 2886 nt
Organism: Stegodyphus dumicola
Lineage: Eukaryota; Metazoa; Arthropoda; Arachnida; Araneae; Eresidae
Cellular component (GO): nucleus
Source: RefSeq, a predicted model, not a curated record